Messenger RNA from Hansenula ciferrii, 1701 nucleotides. Its product is annotated as putative transporter SEO1. The record is from RefSeq and is a predicted model, not a curated record. The transcript is spliced from 2 exons. Gene Ontology annotation, biological process: transmembrane transport. Gene Ontology annotation, molecular function: transmembrane transporter activity. Lineage: Eukaryota; Fungi; Ascomycota; Saccharomycetes; Phaffomycetales; Wickerhamomycetaceae. Gene Ontology annotation, cellular component: membrane. Bases 1 to 1701 code for a protein of 566 amino acids.
AUGGCUUCUUUAAUCAAAGAUAAGUUAAUCCCAAAGGAUUAUUCAGCUUGGUAUUGGAACUUCAUACCACAUGAAAGGAUAGUGGAUGAUUAUCCUGAAAAAUUAGACGAUCAAAGCAUUUAUUCAACUUCAUCUGAAACUGUUGAUAAAUUUGAAUAUAGAGAUGAAGCAAAUAGACCAUGGUGGAAAUUUUUCGAUGAAUAUGAAUAUCGUUUUAAUAAACAAACAAGAUCACAAAAAUCAUGGUGGAGAAUUUAUGAUAAAAAUAUGUCAGCUUCUGAGAAAAAAUUAGUUUUCAAAUUAGAUUUACAAAUUGUUUUAUUUGCAAUAAUGUCAUAUUGGUCAAAGAAUUUAGAUCAAGCAAAUAUAAGUAAUGCUUAUGUUUCAGGUAUGAAAGAGGAUUUAAACAUGCAGGGGAAUGAUUUCUCAAAUGCUCAGGCUUUAUUCACUGCUGGUAAUGUCAUAUUUCAAGUUAUUUGGAUGUAUCUAUUCCCAAGAGUUCCAAUGCAUUUAGCUUUUUUUUCAACUGAUUUAUUAUGGAGUAUAGUUACAAUUUUAAUCUCCACUGUUAAUACACCAUCUCAAUUAAAAGCUUUAAGAUUCUUGGUUGGUGCUUUUGAAAGUGGAUAUUUCAUUCAAAUUCAUUAUCUUUUAGGUUCAUGUGGACAAAUGCUGGGUACUUUGACCUCAGGUCUUGUUCAAGCUUCAGUUUUCCAAAAUUUGAAUGGUGUAAGAGGUAGAGCAGGUUGGAGAUGGAUGUUUUUAGUUGAUGGUUCUGCAACUGCAGUUAUUGCUUUUUUUGCAUUAUAUUUGGUUCCAGGUACUCCAUAUAAAUGUUGUAGCUUAUUUUUAACAGAUGAUGAAAUUAGAUUAGCAAGAUCACGGUUAAUUAAAGCAAAUAUAAAACCACCAUCCAAGACACCACCACCUUUUUUCAAUAAAGCAUUAUGGAAAAAAAUUAUUUUUGAUUGGAGAAUUUAUGUUUUAGCUAUAUUGGAUUAUUUAUUCUGGAAUGCGAUUAAUACAAGUUAUUCCAAUUUUGCAUUAUGGUUAAAGUCAUUGAAAAGAUAUGAUAUCCCCAAAAUUAAUAGAUACACUUCAAUCCCUCCUGCUUUAGGUAUAGUUUGGAUUUUAUCAGUUUGUGGAUCUGCAGAUAUAUUAAAAUCAAGAUAUUUUGCAAUUUUUUGGGCUGAAAUAUUUGUAUUUAUGGGUAAUGUGAUCCUUGCUAAAUGGGAUGUUGCAGAAGGUGCACUUUGGUAUGCAUUUAUGAUUAGUUACUUUGGUAUUUCAGUCUCUUCUGUUAUUUAUGGUUGGUUGAAUGAUAUUACAAGACAUGAUGGUCAAGAACGUUCAAUUAUUUUAUGUAUUGUUAAUAUUUUUGCCAAUCAAUCAACUGCAUGGACAUUACCAAUGGUAUUCAGAACAUCAAGUGCACCAAGAUAUCAUCAAGGUUAUGUAUUUGUUGCAGGACAUUCAGCAGCUUUAAUGAUUUGGUGUUUUGUUACUUUGUUUUUCUAUAAAAGACAAGAGAAAAAAGAUGCAAAGGGUAAUGGUAUUAUAUUGUAUAAUUCUAAAACUGGUGAAAUUCCACCAGAAGUACAAAAACGCUUGAAUGAGAAAUCAGAAGAAGAAAUAAGUGAUGAUCAUCAUUCAUUAAAUAAAAAUGAAGGAAAUGUCGAAGUUAAUUCUAUUCAUACAUAA